Messenger RNA from Moneuplotes crassus, 2608 nucleotides. The record is from the annotation of a GenBank genome assembly. Lineage: Eukaryota; Ciliophora; Spirotrichea; Euplotida; Euplotidae.
AUGGGUCUUUGCUUUAAGUUUUUAGUAUACGUCAUUGCUAUCGUGAUGUUCCUGUACUCUUUUGCAUGGUUCGUCUUUGAGAUCAACAAACUUGGUGGAACCUACACUGUUAUCACUAACUUUGGAGGAGCUGCUGAAGUCUUCCUUGAAGAUAAUGGAGUUCCAAGAAUUGUUGCCGAUAAUGAACUUGCUGGAGCCUAUGCGAAUGGCUACGUGCUUGCAUCCAACAGACUCUGGCAGAUGGAGUACCUCAGAAGACUCUCACAAGGAAGGAUGAGCGAGAUCUUUGGCAAAGCAACAGUGCCACUCGACGAAGGAUUUAGAAUUCUUGGAUUCACAAAUGUCUGUGAAAAAGAGCUCAAGUAUUUUGGAGAUACUGAUAAAGAAUAUUUUGAUGCAUUCUUCCAAGGGAUCAAUGAUUAUGCUCAUACACACACUAGACCCUUCCAGUUCUUUGCUUUUGGGAUUUCUCAUCAGAAUUAUACUGUUCUUGAUACAUGCACCUUGUAUAAAUUGAUGGGAUUCAUGCUUUCAGGAGAUUGGGGAAGCGAAAUACUUAGAGAUUAUAUGAGUGCAGUGACACAAGAUGAAGAACUGAUUCAAGCAAUCUCUUCUUAUUCCGAUGAAAAAUUUGAUGAAAUGACUCAAACUAUCUUAAAGGAAGAGGAACUGAUGGAUAUAGGAUUGCAUACUACAAAGAAACCUUCAAAGAUAGAAAAUCCUCUUAAAGGAAACAUUUCUGAAUAUAUUGAAGAAGUUGUUUCUGAGAUGAUAGAAGAAAUAGACAGUGUGAAAUUUGAUGGGAGCAACGCCUGGGUUAUCAGUGGAGAACAUACCGAAACAGGAAAACCAAUUAUCUCCAAUGACCCACAUCUCGGGAAUUCUUUGCCAUCUAUUUGGUAUUACUCACAUAUUGAGUACAGUGAUGGAAGAUUUAUUAGUGGUGUCACUCUUCCAGGAAUACCAUAUUUCGCAAUAUUUGCGACUGAGAAAGUUGCUUUCACAAUUACUGCAAUCCCUGCUGACUCUAGUGACGUAUACAAAGAAAAGAUCGUAGGUGAUAAAUAUGAAUACGAAGGAAAGCUAUACCCUCUCGAAGUGAGAGAAGAAAUUAUCAAAGUUAAGAAGAAAGAUGACAUUGUACUUAAAGUAAAAAGCACAAGACAUGGCCCUCUUAUUAAUACCAAGAGCAUUGAAUCGUUGAGUAAUAUUGCUCAUGGAGGUCCAGUAAUUAUGCCAAAUGGAACAUACUCUUAUAAAUGGAGAGGAAUAAUUGCUCAGAAAAAUAAUGCUUUGCAUAUUCUCACCAAGGUCAAUAGAGCUCAAUCUGCUGCAGAACUGCUUGAUUUAGUUAAAACCUCCAAUGGUGUAAAUAUAAACGUUGUAGUCUGUGAUAACCUAGGAGAGCAUGGCAACAUAGGGUUUGCUCCUUAUGGAUCCUACCCUAAGAGAACCAAGGACGCAGGCCACAGGAUCUCAAGAGGCUGGAUCAAUGAGAACGAGUGGGAUGGUGACAUCAAAGGAGAAGAUAAGCCAUAUUUGUGGAACCCAAAGAAAGGAUACAUUGUGAUGGCUAAUAAUCCAAUAAGUACUGCAAACACUAAAAGUCAGAUUUCUACCUACAGUUUGGGUACUGCUAGAGCUCUCAGGAUUACUCAAUUGAUAGAGGAGCUGAUAAAGACCAAAAGCGGCAAAAUUGGGUAUGAUGAUAUGAUUGAGAUUUUAAAAGACAUUAAAGAUCCAUAUGCUGAGCAGAAGAAGAAAUAUUUAGUCAAAAUUGCUAGAGAUUAUAUGAAAAAUGAGGGAAUCAAAAAUGGAGCUGAAGAAGAAGUAAUGGAUAAGAUUGAGAAAUGGGACAGCAUCUUUGAUGAAAAACUUACAGAACCGGUCUAUUUCACACUUUGGGAAUUUUUCUUUAGGAGCAGCUUUAUGUCAAAAAAUUUCAAAGAUAACAAACUAGUCCAGAUGAAGAUAAUUUCUAAUACUUAUGGAGAGUCCAACUUUAUUCAUCUCUACAAGAACAUUUCAGCUAAUAACUCUCAUUUUGCUCAAUAUUGUCAGACUUAUGCAUCUCUUCCUUCCUCUUCUUGUGCUGAGAACAUUUAUCUAGCUUUGAAUCAGACUCUACGCUAUCUUAUCCGCUUCCAUUCUAUGGAUGCAACAUGGGGAGAACUCCACACAAUGCAGUAUCCUAACAUUCCGUUCACGAGGACAUAUUUGAAGCCUCUAUACGAUAGAGAAAUCCCUGCUUCUGGUAAUUCGAACACUAUCAAUGUGGCUGGUUUCAAGUUCAGCAAGUUUGAAGGAAAGAAUAAUGAAAACCCAUAUAGUUUGUUCUUUGAUCCCAAGAGAGAGUUCCCAGCAACUCAUUCUGCAAAUCUUAAGUUAGUGGUGCCGAUGGAUGGUACUGUAUUCUACUCUCUUGACACAGGAAUCAGCGAGAGUUUAAUGUCAGGCUGGUAUUUCAAUAUGAAUGGACCUCACAGAGAAAACAAGCUAUUCAAAACUGAUUUUACAAAGAAGUUAGAAGGUCAAGGAGAUUUCAAGUUCAUCUUUGGACAAGCUGAACAGGAGAAAGUUGAUGAUCUUUAAACUUUCAAUACGCAAA